UAAACGUUACGACUGUUUUUUAACUUUUCUUAUUUUUAUACAAUUUAACACAAAAAUUUUUUUGUUUUUUUUUUUUUUUUCAAAUCUUUAGUUAUUUUUAUAUUGAUGCCACUAAAAUAAAAAAGGCGAAUAACUCCGAAUAAUGAGCAGAAUGUUUUCUGAGGGAUGCUUGGAUCGAUCGCAGGAGGUGCUUCAGGCGCAGUGCAAUCAAAGUCAAGCCGUUCCUACCCUGGCUCAAAUUGAUGCCUGCGAUUUCAAUCCGCGUCCGAUGCUACUUUAUACUUUCGAUGAAAGUUUUGAUAAUGGCAGAGCUGUUUGUUGCCGGGAGUGCGCCGAGACGGAUUUCUUAGAGGACUACUUCAAGGACAGUUGCGGCAGGAAACGUCGCAAGCGGAAAUGUUCAAAGCCGAAACCGUGUUGCAAGUCGAGCAGGAAGCGCAAAAAGCGGGGAUGCAAACGACGUCGCAAAGCGAAAUCGCGUUGCCGCACCAAGCGCAAGCCACGUUGCUGCCCCAGGCGCUGAUAACGCUAGCGAACGAUGCAUGCAAUCUUUGCCUGCCUCAUAGGUCCCUAUAUCUGUGUGGGUCAUUGUAUGAACGUUGAAAUGGAUUAAUGUGUGUAUGUAUGUAAGGGAGCAAAACAUCAAAAUUUCGAAUUGUUUUUUAAUUUGUGUGCGUGAACAAUGUAACAAGUGGGUAGAAAAUAAAUAGAAAAAAUAAUGAAUUUUAAAGAUGUAAAA
Messenger RNA from Drosophila hydei, 739 nucleotides. RefSeq lists its product as uncharacterized. The record is from RefSeq and is a predicted model, not a curated record. Bases 143 to 523 code for a protein of 126 amino acids. NCBI's taxonomy places the organism in Eukaryota, Metazoa, Arthropoda, Insecta, Diptera, Drosophilidae. The transcript has 2 exons.